UCAAACACUUCUCUUUCGUUCACGUCAUUCGACAUUGUUGCCUGGCAGAGCGCAGUGAUUUGUGUUGAUAAAAUUCCAAUUUCCUGCAAUUAAACUACCUUCAUUCACAUUCCCUAUUAUUCUAAAAGAAUAGCCGACUAGCUUUAAAUUUCCUCCGACAUGGCUGAUGAUAGUUUGCUAAACGAUUCGAACCUGGCUACGCUGGGAAGCAACGACGAUGAAGCCGAGCUCCUGAUCGAGGACGAUUAUCUAAAAGGUUCGGAAAUGCAGAUCGACCCAGAGCUAGAAGCCAUCAAGGCACGGGUGAAAGAAAUGGAAGAGGAGGCAGAAAAAUUGAAGCAGCUGCAGUCGGAAGUCACGAAACAGAUGACCUUGGGUUCGCCCACCGGCUCGACGCCCAUGCUGACGGCGGAGGAAAAGGCCGAGGUGGACAAUCGGUCCAUUUACGUGGGAAACGUCGAUUACGGUGCGACUGCCGAAGAGCUGGAAGCCCAUUUCCAUGGCUGUGGAGCGAUUAAUCGAGUUACGAUUCUCUGCAACAAAGCCGACGGCCACCCGAAGGGCUUUGCGUACAUUGAGUUCGGGUCGAAGGAAUUUGUGGAGACAGCGCUCGCCAUGAACGAAACACUAUUCCGGGGCCGACAGAUCAAGGUGAACCCUAAGCGCACCAACCGUCCGGGAAUGUGCCAAACCAAUCGGUUUCCCCGAGGCGUACGCGGACGUGCCGCCAGGGUGUCCAGGGCUUGCUGCUACGGUGCGCACCGUGGCACCAGGAGACCGAUUCGUGGUUACCGAGGCCGUGCGACGUAUUAUGCACCUUAUUAAUUGGUGAUAUUUCCUGAAUCUAGAAGUAUAGCCGCGCACUAGAUGUUACGUCGAUUAGCUAAACUUAGGGGUAAGUAGAUUUUCACCAUCUGCUCGCUAUCACUUCUGUAUCCAUUUUACCCUAUUCUUGCGAUAAUGUUCAAAGCACUUCAUCUUCUCACGAUCAGUUCCGGUUGAAAAUAAGUAGUUAGUGAACAAAUUUAACUCCUGAGUAGUAGUUUUUUAAUCAGUUUUGUGUUAAAUAUUAUCAAUUUUCUGGUAAAGUUUGUUCUUAUUUUGCCUUAAAUGCAUGUUUAAUCGCUUUAAAGCAUAUUUCAAGAAGAUCAUAGCGACAUUGUUAUGACUUUUUGUUUGUAUAUACUUUUAUAUUAACAGUAUUUAGUUACAGUAUUAGCUUGCAACUCGUAGAAACAUUAUACAAAGUAGUUUAUACAUUUGAAUUACUGCAAUUCUCGACAGACUCAACAGACUUUUCUGAACUUUGCAGAAUCGCAGAAUUUUAAGUGAAAAUAUAGCACAAGUAGAAACGUAGAGUUUGAUUUGCAACUUGGUCACUUGGUCACUUGUAAACGUGUUAAUCAAUUCAGCAGUUUGCCAGCGCCAGUUCCUGGGACAACAUUUCAUUUCCCGUUCAGUCCUUCGUUAUCAUAACAAUAGGGUUUCAUUUGGUACAUUUUUGUCUCUAUACUUGGUUUAUGUUCCCUUGUGUAGUAGUAUAUUGCUUCGUUAUGUUUAGAUAAACAUUACCCCCUUUUUGUCUAAUUUUUGCAGAUAAUAAAAUUUAUAUGAUAUUUUUCAAAAAACAUUAUUUGUCUUCAUCGCAACUCAAAAAAAAACACGCGCGCUUGAAAAGAUGAUGCAGCCUAAAUGGCCGCGCAUGCGCGCAAAAGACGCAAAAAACAUUCAAAUACACAUCCACAACAGCAGAAAUAAUGUUUUUUGAAACCAAGAAGAGAAGCAGAAGAGACUCCGCAUGGUGGGAAAAAGAAAGUGUCCCAACAAAAGAAAAAAAAUAUAUAUAAAAGAUCCACUACACAGAUUUACAAAACACCAUGGCUAAAAAUAAUAAGGAAAAAGAGGAAACUCCGCAUCAAAUGAGAAAAGAAGAAAAAACACACAAAACAAAUGAAAGGAGCAAAAAAUAAGUCCUUUCAAAAAAUAUGUGUAUAUGCUAAAGAUGCCAUCUGCAGAAAAUAUGGUAAUAAAAAAAUACAAUGUGCAAAAACAACAGACACACAAAAAAAAAUAAGCAAAACGGCGCAAUCAAGUAAAGGAAAAAUAAUCUUAAAACAAAGAAAAAAAAAAUGGCACUAUCCUCUCGAACUCAACAGAAAAGAAAUGAACAGCAAUAUAUAAUAUAUAUAAAGAUGAAUCAACAGAAAAAGGCGCCUGCAAAUAAUGAAAAUGAACUGAAGAUGAAGAACAAAAGAGAUAAUAAAGAGAAUGAAUGAAUAAA
Molecule: messenger RNA, 2281 nt
Organism: Anopheles gambiae (African malaria mosquito)
Lineage: Eukaryota; Metazoa; Arthropoda; Insecta; Diptera; Culicidae
Gene: Pabp2
Product: polyadenylate-binding protein 2
Exons: 4
Coding region: 160-825 (221 amino acids)
Molecular function (GO): RNA binding
Source: RefSeq, a predicted model, not a curated record